Messenger RNA from Nematolebias whitei (Rio pearlfish), 2193 nucleotides. RefSeq names its product cylindromatosis (turban tumor syndrome), b (gene cyld2). The record is from RefSeq and is a predicted model, not a curated record. Gene Ontology annotation, molecular function: K63-linked deubiquitinase activity; cysteine-type deubiquitinase activity. Gene Ontology annotation, biological process: protein K63-linked deubiquitination. Gene Ontology annotation, cellular component: cytosol. NCBI's taxonomy places the organism in Eukaryota, Metazoa, Chordata, Actinopteri, Cyprinodontiformes, Rivulidae.
AUGGAGCCCAACACUGUCCUGAGCGAGAGGUUUUUCAUCGUCAUUCGUGGCAAGACCAGGAAAGGUUUCUGCCGAGGCUGUAUUGGUCGCGUGGAAGCUGAGACUCCAUCCGGAGAGCUGAUGGGGCUCCUGUACGGAUGUGGCACCAACGCGGGGAGCCCAAAAAACGGAGGCCUGGUGAGGAAGGAGGACGUGUACCUGCUGACACGCCACCAGGCCCAGCUGCUGCUCUUUAUUUCCAGUACCAGCAGGCGCCUGGAGGUGCUGUGCAACCCGCAGCUCUUCUCAGCCAUCUGUGAGCUGUCUCAGGAUGACCUGGUGGUGGUCAGUCACAAGAAGGGACACGUCCCCGGACUGGUGAGGAACCUGAUGCAGAUUGGAAGGAAAGAGAGCAAAGAGGAUCUGCACAUGCUUGGCUUCGAGCUGGAAUUUGUGGACACUGAUACUUUUUUGUCAGUGAAACCCGCUGCUCCUCUGCCCAUCUUCAGCGCAGCGGACAUUGUCCAGGUGGUUCCGUCUUACUCUGUCCCGCUCGGACUGCAAUGGAGAGACGGCAAAUAUGCAAGUACAGGCAGGAAAACUGUGUCACGCAUCAACUCCAUGCCAAGUAUUGGAAGCCGUGCUCGCCAAGCCACAGAGACCCAAACAGAGCGGAGGGUGGUCCAGAACCAGCGGCCGACCACAGCACAUGUGCCUCUGGAGGUGGGCUCCAUUGUGGAGGUCGUCUCCAACACGGGGGUCAAAGUGUACGGAGUCAUCCAGUGGAUGGGGAUCCUGGAGGGGAAGGCAGGUGAAUGGGCAGGGAUCGAACUGGACUUUGAUGUGAGAGGCUGCUCUGACGGGACGUAUGAAGGUCAGAGGUUUUUCACCUGCAAAGAAAACCGAGCCUUGUUUGUUCCGGUCACAAAGUGCAGCCCUGACAGCAGGUUUGUCACCUGCUCCACAGAAAGUCCCCUCAGAGCCACCCAGACACCUGCAGUUCCACCCUUCGAGGACACGGGGGAGGAUGCACCACCUGUUCCAGAAUCUAAGGCGGUGUCGUUGUUUGUUGGGAAAAUGAAGGGAAUACAAGGUCACAAUAACUCUUGUUACCUGGACGCUACUCUGUUCAGCCUGUUCAGUUCAUCUGUGACAGUGGAUAAUAUCUGCCAUAAGCCUGCAGACGAAGAACAACCCAUAACCUGCACUCUGAGGGCAAUAAUCAACCGUUUGCGCAGGCAAGGGUUUGUGCCUGCAGAGAGUGUGAUGAAUUUUCGCAAACAGCUUGGCUGUGAAACUUUUAGCACACACGAAAAAGGUCAUUGUGACAAACGACUGAAGCUCCUGUUCAUGGAUCUGUGUCGUCCUAAAACAGACCCUGAGGAGUUUAUUACAGUCCUCUUUCAGAAGGUGCUUUGCAGUGAGCCUCUGCUGAAGCUUAGAUCAGAAGUAGGAACAUCUCAGGGAGCAUACACCCUCCAAAUCUUCUUGGAAAAACAGCAGAUCAGACAGAUGCCCACUGUUCAGCAGCUGCUUGACACGUCCUGCCUGUCAGGUGACCUCAAAUUUGAAACGAUGCCCUCCUGUUUGAUCAUCCAGAUGCCGAGGUGUGGAAACAAGUACAAGAUGUUUUCUCACAUUAUUCCUACCACUGAGCUGGACAUUACAGACCUCCUAUACAGCUCUCCAAGGGACUGUUUCAUCUGUGGAUGUUUGGCAGAGUUUGAGUGUCUUCAGUGUUUACCAGAUUACAAACUGCAACCAGGAAGAAUCAAACAGUACUGCAGUACCUGUAACACUCAGGUGCAUGCCAAUCCAUCCCGGUGCAGUCACUGUCCAAGGGCGCUCAUAGUACCAGCAGGUGUAGCCACCGACGGUCCUGUUCCCAGGCACAAAGUUCAUCUGUUUGCUGUGCUCUGCAUUAAAACCAGCCACUAUGUGUCCUUUGUCAAAUACGGUCCUGGUCCGCACUCGUGGUUUUUUUUUGACUGCAUGGCAGACAGAUGUGGUGACGAUCAGAAUGGUUACAACAUUCCUGAAGUCCAAGCUUGUCCUGAGAUCGGUGACUUCCUGUGUCAGCCAGAGGAGGAGCUGACCCGGGCUAAUCCUUUUCAGGCUCCUGAGAUGGUUCAAAGGCUGCUGUGCGACUCCUACAUGUUUUUGUACCACAUACCAGCCAUGUGACUUUCAAAGCCAAACAAUGGAGAACUUUAA